GUGUGUUUCAUCCGAUUCCCAAAUCCGGUGACACAUCGCGAGAGGUGCGAGAAGUGGGUGAAGGCCUGCGACCGACCCCUUGAGCUCACCAUCGAUUGUGUCACCGAUAAGACCUACAUCUGUUCCAAACACUUCCUCGGGGGUAACGGUCCCACCAAACAGAGUGCCGAUCCCUUGCCUCUCAAACAGCUCUUGGCGGCCAAUCAGUUGUCAAAUGCGAGCCAAUCGUAUGACACGACACCGGAAGCCGAAGAGCGAAACGGUUUCUUAAGAGCGGAUCUGAAUUGCAUUCAAAACACUAAUGAAUCUCAAUAUAUAACGAAUAUAUUAAACACAAACCACUCGUAUAUUCGCGACAAUCACUUGAAUUCAACGCAAAGUGUUGCCAAUAAUCGCAAUGUAAUGACCACUUCCUGCGCGAUGAUCAACGACCACAAAGUGGUGGACAUCGACAGCAGUGAUAAUAGUAUUGACUUUAACAACGAGUCGAUCGCAGACUCGCUGUUAAUGCCGACGAUGACGACAAACGUGUCUCAAAUGACGCCCCAAUUAGUGCCACAAAACGCCGAUAACCACAACACGAGUCAUCAUAAGCCGCAGGAAGUGAUCAACAAUUCUUUGCCACUCAUUAUCAUUCCGUCCGCCAAUCAGAUGAUUAGCUCAACAUUUUCG
Molecule: messenger RNA, 672 nt
Organism: Oppiella nova
Lineage: Eukaryota; Metazoa; Arthropoda; Arachnida; Sarcoptiformes; Oppiidae
Source: the annotation of a GenBank genome assembly